AUGUCCGCAGAUACUUCUCAUCCCACCCCCACCACCGAUUCUACAUCUGUAGUGCCUUCUAGUGGAACUGAAGAUGUCUCUGCUACGAACCAGAAACUUCCCGCGGAGAUCUUCACGUGCAGCGCAUCUUUCCCGGCUGAUUAUAUCAUGGAUGUGAAGCUCGACGCACACAUGGGAUCCGAUAUUCCACUUUACGAUAGGCGUUUUCGGAAAGACAACAUCAUUUUCGAUGACAUUCCAACAUUCAAGCGAGAACAAGGCGAUGACUUCAACUUCGAAAAAGAAGACUAUUGGCUUUUCUGCGUCCAUCUGCAUGACGCCGAGAUGGAGUUCGCGAUUGGUGGGACAAAUGCUGUCUAUGCAACUUCACACCCCAAUUGGCGCAAUGUGAGCCGGACAACGGAAAAAGAGGUCACAUUUUUUGAGAAAGGUCUUUGCUUUAACAAAGCUGAGUUUAUGUUGGAAUGGGAUCGAUAUGUGGCUGUCAGAUGUCCAAAGAUGACCAACCCGGCGAUUACCAUCAAGGCCAAUGGGAAUUACGGCACAGUUAAAUGGGUAGGGCUGUUUGUGAAGUCGACUGCCGACGACAAAAAUCAAUUUAUCGCAGUCAAGACCACCAACAAAUUGUUGCCCAAAUAUGCCGCUCGCAAUGUGAAUUAUGAGUGGUAUACACCUGAUGGUGGCGCGGACGUGACCGACGACCGGAGCCUCACCCUUUGGCCGAAGCAGCUGUAUGGAACCAAAGGAAAUUCAGCAAAGACCUACGAUGAGUAUGUUACCUCUGACCCGGCACUUCAUCAUCGCAUAGGCGAAGUGCACUUGGCGAGAGUCAAAGAUAAGGUCAAGAAAGAAACUGCACCUAACGUCACAUCCAAGGGCAAGACAUAUACAUGGAAUGUGUCUGGCCGGACCUUGAUUAAAGGGACCAAUGUGUGUUCACAACGCAGAACACGCACUGGAUGGAAGUAUUUCAAUUACUCUGACGGUACCAAGAUUGAAGCUAAAGAGAAGAACGGAUUCAUGGUACUACUUGAAAUCUUUGGAACUAUCGGGAAGAUAGCCACAGGCAUUUUCAAGGGAGACUUUGCCAGCGUCAUCGGUGCAAUUCUAGAUAUCCCGGAGAUGAUGCAUGGGAUCCCGCUCGAUGCAGACGUGAAAGGCCUCGUGACAUCGAUAGUGCAAGCUGGCAAUGCUUAUUAUGAUAAGAGAAUAAAAGAGCUAGCGGCGGACAAAAAGCGAAAGGAAGAGUUGGAUAAAGCGAAGCGGGAAAAGGCGAAGCUACAGGGACUCAACACGGGUGGUGUUGAAUUGGUCAGCCACAAAACAUCUCCUUUCGAUAGCGAUUUUGGAUCUGAUUAG
Molecule: messenger RNA, 1359 nt
Organism: Penicillium bovifimosum
Lineage: Eukaryota; Fungi; Ascomycota; Eurotiomycetes; Eurotiales; Aspergillaceae
Exons: 2
Coding region: 1-1359 (452 amino acids)
Source: RefSeq, a predicted model, not a curated record